Messenger RNA from Malassezia vespertilionis, 2385 nucleotides. RefSeq names its product aconitate hydratase (gene ACO1). The transcript has a single exon. The coding region runs from base 1 to 2385 and encodes 794 amino acids. Gene Ontology annotation, cellular component: cytosol; mitochondrion. The record is from RefSeq and is a predicted model, not a curated record. Gene Ontology annotation, biological process: tricarboxylic acid cycle. Gene Ontology annotation, molecular function: aconitate hydratase activity; 4 iron, 4 sulfur cluster binding. Lineage: Eukaryota; Fungi; Basidiomycota; Malasseziomycetes; Malasseziales; Malasseziaceae.
AUGGCUGCUCAACGGGCUAGCCGUGCGGCGGCUUCCACUCGUGGGGUUGCAACAGUCUCGGAGGACGCCGUCUCCAUCAACGUCGAAGAACUGAAGAAAAAAGUCGAGCUCAGCGUUAUCGAGUCUGGUAAGGGAUACUACCUUCCUUACGCGAAAAUGGCGGAGAAUUUGCAGAUUGUCAAGGACCGUCUUAAGCGCCCUCUUACAAUGAGUGAGAAGGUCGUCUACGCACAUUUGGAUGACCCCCACGGUCAAGAUAUCGAGCGUGGCGUUUCUUACCUGCGUCUCCGUCCUGACCGUGUCGCAUGCCAAGAUGCCACUGCACAGAUGGCUUUGCUGCAGUUUAUGUCUGCUGGUCUGCCGCAGGUCGCGGUGCCUUCCACUGUCCAUUGCGACCAUCUUAUCGCUGCUAGCACUGGUGGCCCCGGCGACUUGCAGCGUGCCAUAGACGUGAACAAGGAAGUGUACGACUUCCUUGCCACUUGCACUGCCAAGUACGGUCUUGGUUUCUGGAAGCCCGGCUCUGGUAUUAUUCACCAGAUUAUCUUUGAAAACUAUGCGUUCCCCGGUGGUCUUAUGAUUGGUACCGAUUCGCACACGCCCAAUGCCGGUGGUCUUGGUAUGAUUGCGUGUGGCGUUGGUGGUGCUGAUGCCGUCGAUGUUAUGGCCGAUAUCCCCUGGGAGCUCAAGUGCCCCAAGGUGAUUGGUGUGCAGCUUGAGGGCCGUCUCUCUGGCUGGACUACGCCCAAGGAUGUGAUUUUGAAAGUCGCCGGUGAGCUUACCGUCAAAGGUGGUACUGGCGCGAUUGUUGAAUACAAGGGUCCCGGUGUUUCUUCGCUUUCUGCUACUGGUAUGGGUACUAUUUGCAACAUGGGUGCUGAGAUUGGUGCCACCACGUCGGUCUUCCCCUUCAACGACCGUCAAUCCAAGUACCUUGAGGCCACGAACCGCGCUCCGAUUGCGCGUGCUGCCGAAAACUUCCACCGGAAUCUUUUGCCCGACACUGGUGCAGAGUACGACAGGCACUUGGUUGUGAACCUGGACGAGCUUGAGCCUUAUAUCAACGGUCCCUUCACGCCUGAUCUUGCCACCCCUCUGUCCAAGUUCAAGGAUGCGGUUAUUGAGAACGGCUGGCCUCAGGAGCUGCGUGUCGCUCUGAUUGGCUCUUGCACCAACUCUUCCUACGAGGACAUGUCUCGCUCUGCCUCCAUCGCUCAAGAGGCUCUUGACCACGGUCUCAAGUGCAAGUCUGGCUACACUGUUACUCCCGGUUCCGAGCAGAUUCGCGCUACCAUUGAGCGCGAUGGUCAGAUGGAGACGCUCGAGUCUGUUGGUGGCCUUGUGCUCGCCAACGCUUGCGGCCCCUGCAUUGGCCAGUGGAACCGUACUGACGUGAAGAAGGGCGAAAGGAACUCGAUUGUUACUUCGUACAACCGCAACUUUAGCGGCCGUAACGACGCCAACUUCUCGACGCACGCCUUUGUCGCUUCCCCUGAUCUUGUGACUGCAAUGGCGUUUGCCGGCGAUCUUACCUUUAACCCCGUUACCGACACGCUUAAGGGUGCCGACGGCAAGGAAUUCAAAUUUUCUGACCCAAGCGGCCAUGAGCUUCCCGUGCGUGGCUACGACCCUGGUGAGGACACCUUCCAGGCCCCUCCGGCAGAUGGCUCUGGUGUCGAGGUGAUUAUUAAGCCCGAUUCGGACCGUCUUCAGGCUCUUGCUCCGUUCAAGAAGUGGCCCGAUGAGGACCCGGACAACUUGCCCAUUCUGAUCAAGGUUAAAGGCAAGUGCACCACCGACCACAUUUCCGCCGGUGGUCCUUGGCUCAAAUACCGUGGUCACCUACAGAACAUCUCCAACAACUGCUUGAUCGGUGCCACCAAUGUUGCCAAUGACGAGACCAACAAUGUGCAGAACCAAUACACUGGCGAGUGGGGUGCCGUUCCCGCGACGGGUGCCUACUACCGCGACAAUGGCCACCCCUGGGUCGUGAUUGGUGACGACAACUAUGGAGAGGGUUCUUCCCGUGAACACGCUGCGCUUGAGCCGCGCUACCUUGGUGGUCUUGCCAUCAUCACGCGUUCCUUUGCCCGUAUUCACGAAACGAACUGCAAGAAGCAGGGUCUGCUCCCCUUGACCUUUAAGGACCCGAAGGACUAUGAUCUUGUUCGCCCCGACGACUUUGUUGGCCUCGAGGGCGUCACCACCAUUUCUCCAGGUAGCACCGUUACCCUCGUCUGCCACCACAGGGACGGUAAGGUCGACAAGAUUCCCCUGGCGCACUCCUUUAACGAGAACCAGAUCGAAUGGUUCAAGGCCGGCAGUGCGCUCAACCUGAUGGCCUCCCGAGCCGCUGAGAAGCGUGCUGCUGAGGCGAAGGCGUAA